AAAAAUUGGCCUCGAACAGCUCACUCUUCUGCUGUUCUGAACAUUUUAGUGAGAAGGACCGACAGGAAAAGCCUUACCGGCAAAAGACGUGAUCUUGUAAAGAAUGCUGUUCCUUCCAUUUUCCCAUGGUCGGUUGGCAAUGACGAAGCCUCUGAAAGGUCCGAAAGAGACAAAAGUCGGAAAUGCCAAAGGAUUAAACUUUCAGCGAUCCCCUCCAAGAGUAUCGAAAAUAAACAUCACUCAUACGAUACACCUGACAUCUCUGCCAAGGAGACUCAAGAGGAAGAUUCAGGUGAAAAACCAUUCGAAGAAGAGAGAGACUUGGUUGCCGAGAAUUAUGAUCUUAAACAAAAGCUGUUCCUUUGAAAAUUUGGUUUGGAGCGGUUUGGAUCGAAUGAUGAUGACAUAUUUUUCUACACGGGAUUUCAGAGUCACCGAGCUUUGAAGGCAUUUUGGAACUUUAUUAAACCUUGCUCUGAGUCUCUGAUGUCGUGGAACACAGCACGCGAAAGAGUGAAAGAAAGCUCCACAAACAAUGUUAAUCCAUUUUUUGCAAGGACAGGAGAAACAAAGAAAUAGAAAGAGAGAAAUAGAGCCCAUCGAUCAGCUGUGGUUGUUUCUAACAAGGGUGCGUCUUGGCUUAUUUGACUUGGCUCAUAGAUUUAGUGUCUCUGUAAGUACCGUGUCUGAUGUUUUUAUUACUUGGGCAAACUACCUUUACAUAAUGUUGGGAAGUUUGCCUUUAUGGCCUUCAAGAGACAAAAUAAAACAAAACUUGCCAGAUUCUUUUUAA
Messenger RNA from Porites lobata, 793 nucleotides. The record is from the annotation of a GenBank genome assembly. Lineage: Eukaryota; Metazoa; Cnidaria; Anthozoa; Scleractinia; Poritidae.